Molecule: messenger RNA, 1256 nt
Organism: Ectocarpus sp. CCAP 1310/34
Lineage: Eukaryota; Phaeophyceae; Ectocarpales; Ectocarpaceae
Source: the annotation of a GenBank genome assembly
AUGCAGUUGCUACCUGAGGAGAUUGUCUCGCGAUUGCCUUUUCGCUACUUUAGGCAAAAUGGCACGUCAGAGACUCUACUGGACCAAGUGAGAGCGACGGAGGGCGAUCUGCAGCUGGGUUGCACCCUGCUUGUCCUCCUUGAUUUUCGCUGUGAUAAGAGUGACUCCACUGAAAACUCGUUGGUCAUCCGCCCCAUGUGUUUGCUGUUGCUUGCUCCACUGAACAUGAAGACGUGUCGCAGGAUCCUGGUCGCAGGCGAGCAAGGCCAAGAGCUACGAGAAAUGCAUUGGUGCAUCCGGUUUUGCGUUCUGUCGUCAUCCACAGGACAAGGAGCACAUGCAACGCGAAUCCACUCGCAGUAUGGGGGGCAGUUCCUGUGCAUGGAUGGCACGUGGCGCAUCGGUUUGAGGGUCAUUGAUUCUCCGGACUGCCUAUUUUUCCUGUUGGGGGAGGACGCCAAGGUUCACGCGUACGGAGCUGUGCAAAGCGAAAGGAAGGAGGAAAUAUACCUCCUUCUGAAGAAGUACGCGGAGAGACGGAGGAGGAACGGCACGUUGCUCGCUCUGGAGUGCUUGUACGACGACCUCUGCUGUAGAGGGGCUGAUGAUGUCACCAAGGGAUGGAUACGAUAGUCAGGACGUCCUCUGCUUGGACUUCUACUUCGACACCGCCGCCGGCAUCGAAGCGCGCCAGAGGGGACAGAGAUAGAGCGAGUGAAAGAGUCGCUAGCGGGGUGCCUUUGAAGCUUGAACAGAUCAGCACCCUCAUGGACGCAGUCGCGAUCGCCUACCUACAUGAAAGCCUGCAGGGUUGAAGUUGACAGGCAACGUUGCACUCAAGCAGAAGAAACUAUCGGACUUUUUCGAAAGCAACAAUAUUUCAGACUACAGGUACUCUCCUUCAAGGCCUGAGACCUCGCCCGCGCCCGCUGUAGGACCCGCCAGUGGGCACAUGUCAAUCUGAGGGUUGGGGACUCGAAUUAUCUGCUGGUGUUGAGUUGUUGUAGAUGUAUUUAUCGGCGGGAUCUGCUCUUUCUCCACCUUUGAUCCAGACAAGUACGUAUUAUUUAUGAUUCCAUGCGUCGACCGUCAAGGGUGAUGGCUCUGUCCUCCUCUAUGCGUUUUGUUGUCUGGCGUAUGUGUUUGCCUCCUGCGUGGGAGACGGGAUAGAUAUUCCGUUCGUCUCGUCCCGCACGACCGGUACGGAUGGAGUAGAACUUCUUUUCGCCACGCCGAGCACGGAUUGAAGAAACAAG